This is a messenger RNA of Zea mays, 1250 nucleotides long. RefSeq names its product reticulon-like protein B1. The record is from RefSeq and is marked validated. Lineage: Eukaryota; Viridiplantae; Streptophyta; Magnoliopsida; Poales; Poaceae. Gene Ontology annotation, biological process: response to bacterium. Bases 93 to 932 code for a protein of 279 amino acids. The transcript has 5 exons.
AGACCUCUCCUCCGCCUUUCCCGUGUCGUGUCCCCCGCAGCAAUCACCGCGAGGGUUUCUUCCAAUCCCGUUCGUUCCGUUCCAGUUCCAGCAUGGCGGAGCAGCCGCAGGAAGGCGGCGCGAGCCCCAAGCACGAGUCCCUGAUGGAGAAGCUCGCCGACAAGCUCCACGUCGGCGGCGGCAAGGGCGACUCCUCGUCCUCGGACUCCGACAGAGACGAGCCGCCCCACCCCUCGGCGCCGCCCACCGACGAGGUCAAGCAGCCCUCAUUCUCCGACUCCACCGCCACGGCGGCCGCCGAGGCCAAGGCCAAGGUGUUCCGCCUCUUCGGCCGCGAGCAGCCCAUCCACAAGGCGCUUGGUGGAGGCAAGCCUGCUGAUGUGUUCCUGUGGAGGAACAGGAACAUCUCCGCCGGAGUACUUGGUGGAGCCACAGCAAUCUGGAUCCUAUUUGAAUUGCUUGGCUACCAUCUUCUUACUUUUGUUUGCCAUGGUCUCAUAUUCUCUCUGGGUGUUCUCUUUCUCUGGUCUAAUGCUUCAUCGUUUAUCCACAAGUCUCCCCCAAAGAUCCCAGAGGUGGUCAUUCCUGAAGAUUUAGUUGUCAACAUUGCGGUAUCCACUCGUUAUGAGAUCAACAGGGCCUUUGCUAAUCUCCGCCGAAUUGCUCUUGGCCGGGACAUUAAGAAGUUCCUAAUGGUUAUUGCUGGGCUUUGGUUGCUUUCUGUCCUUGGAAGUUGCUGCAACUUAUUGACCUUAGUCUACAUUGUGUUUGUGGUGCUGCACACAGUACCUGUCCUGUAUGAGAAGUAUGAGGAUCAGAUUGACACCUAUGGCGAGAAGGGGUGGGUUGAGAUUAAGAAGCAGUACGCCGUGUUCGAUGAGAAGGUUCUGAGCAAAGUACCAAGGGGUCCCGCGAAAGACAAGAAGCACUAGAAGAAGUGAUUCGAGGUUUGGCUCUCAGUAGGGAAUGGUAGCAAUCGGUUUGAGUCUCAUCAGGAGACAGCGCUUGUGGGUAUGAAGCGCCAAUUUGCCACCUAUGCAUCGUGUUGUGUAUGGCUGCUUUUUGUUUGAUAUUUGAUGGGAGUAGCCGAAUUGCUAGCUUUACCCUUCAUCAGCGAUGCAUACACAGCAUACGGUUUUUCGGUAGUGCUGUUUGAUUUUGAUCUGUGUUGUAAGAUGUCAUGCCAAGACUGUACCUGAGACACUGUUUUUGAUACCGAUGCAGUUUGGAAUUUGAUGGUUUUUGUGCUC